Gamsiella multidivaricata is the source of this 7238-nucleotide messenger RNA. Its product is annotated as RAVE protein 1 C terminal-domain-containing protein. The transcript has 30 exons. The coding region runs from base 235 to 7182 and encodes 2315 amino acids. NCBI's taxonomy places the organism in Eukaryota, Fungi, Mortierellomycota, Mortierellomycetes, Mortierellales, Mortierellaceae. Gene Ontology annotation, biological process: vacuolar acidification. Gene Ontology annotation, cellular component: RAVE complex. Gene Ontology annotation, molecular function: protein binding. The record is from RefSeq and is a predicted model, not a curated record.
CACCAAUAGGCAGUCCCUCCAAAGUGGCCAAUUGCUUGCGGUCUCUACUUGCGUGUGUCUGUCCUGUCGACUCGACUAUUGUUCUUGCCCUUCCACCUGUUCACCUAGAAAUCAGACUCAUCCUCUUCCCUCUUCCUGUUAACGAAUCCCUUAGCCACAACUCAACCAUACCUGUACCAUCACCUUCCACACGAAAAACAGAUCUCGUUUCUUCCAGUGUCCAGCCUGAGAACAAUGCUGCUUCAACAAGUCUGUCCAGGAAAGACAAGCGCGUCCUUGCAGAGCAUCAAUGCUGUCGGGUACAACUCGGGACGAUACAUUCUGUACGCGGCAACAGAUUCGAUCGUCGUUUGCGAUGCGUCCUUCAAACCCAUUCAAAUCCUAUUUCUGCAGAGUGACUCCAAGGAAAGACAGAAUCAGAUCGUGUCGGCCGUGGUCAUGUCUGAAUUCGACGGAAAGAUUGCAGUCACGACUGAACAUCAUGUACUUGUCUACGCGCCCACGAACCAAGUCAGAGAGGGCGAGAAGAUCGAAUCAUGGUCCUUACAUGCGACCCUGAACUGCGAAGGCGUAGCCUCACUUGCUUGGAGAAACGAUGGCUAUCUCUUGACCGGAGGCGACCAUCUUACACUAUGGGCACAGCAGGAUGGACAGUGGACUCAACAAUGGCAGCAGAGGCAGGGUUUAUGUAUUGAUCUCAUUCAAUUCUCGCCCGACGGAAAACUAUUCGCAUCCAUGGCAAAGAACGACCGCCUGAUUAAGAUCUGGCAUCAACUACCAGAUGAGGAUUUGAACUUUGGGUUCCUUUAUUUGCCACAUCCGCGAGCUGUAACGAACUUCUCAUGGCGCAAAGAAAAGACUAAUUCAACAUCUCCAGAUUCUCCUAUCAAUGUGCUGUUCACCAUGGCGCGGGACGGAAUAUGUCGUAUCUGGUCACCCCUUAUCCUUCUUCAGCCGGAAUCGAUGUCAAUAUGUGCCAUUAUCGACCCCAAUCAAUGGCUCGUAUCUCAACAACAGUCUGCUAUUCAAUAUCCGAUUCACGCGCUCGACGGCAUGGAGUUUGCAAUGGCAGUAGAGUACGCUGCUAGCAAGACGGUUGAGAAGAACAACGAUGCGAACAGUAUUCGACUGAGAAAAUUGAAGGAGCUAGUCAGAGAUACCUCUGAUCUCUUCUUCCAGGUUCAAGACGACGGCUCCAUGAUCAUAUGGGGCGUACAGAAUCUUGGACAAGUCCCGCAGCGAUUGCCCCGCGUGCUCUUAGUGCUGCGUAUAUCUCAGGCGGUUAGUUCUCAAGAAACGUCGUUUUUCAUGAGGAAUAUCAUUGCUUAUCAUGACACAGCUUUGGCACGAUCCAGAGGUUCGCCAGCGGAUGUUAUUAUUGUUGGCCAAAGUUACGAAGGGCGCGUCAGCUGCUUCUCAAUCAAUAUGAUGGAGUUGUUCGAUAACGGCAACACUUUGGCUGGGCUCAGUCUGAGGCAAUCGUGGACGGGUCAGCAAAGCCGCAUCACGGCCAUCGUAAAGGACCAUCGGCAGCUUUGCUUUAUAUCUCUGGGAGACCUAGGCGAUAUUUCGCUUUGGAAGCUAAAGACACCAAGAUUUGGCCAUAGGGUAGCUGCUGGUCUGGUGGAGAUAGGAUCGCUUCCAGUCCGCGCACGAAAUGUUCAGCUAGUAACGCCAGCGUGGGAAGGAGGCUCCUUUAUGGUCUACGAUGGCCAACGGGUCACGCUUUAUACUGCACAGGAAAAUGCAGAAUGCACAGAAGCACUUGAUUUGCCGAAUUAUGACCCCAGCUAUCCGCUUAUCCUUCUGGACUCUUUUGAAAUCCCAUUCCUAAUCGAAAUCACUGGACCUUCAGGAAAGACAACUGACGUCUCAUGGCGACGUUAUGUUCUGGGCUUCAGUGCAAAAGAGAACACUGUGUUCACAUGGCAGCGAACUGAUGGCGGGCGACCAAUACUUUUCUCCAAAGAGCACCUUCCUCCAUCGCCAAUCUCACAUGCCAUCGCAGUGGAAUCCUUUGCAGGCACGCUGCCGAAGUCGCUUCAUUCGACACACGUCAAUGUCUUUGCUACAUAUUCAAAGGAGCAGACUAAUAUAUCUUACUGGGAGUGCAGACACGACUUUCACCUCCACAAAGGCGAGCGGCUUUGGCAGAGGGCAGAACGCAUUCCAACAAAAGACAAUCUAAAGUUCUUUCAGUGUGGAGCUAAUGGAAAGCUUGCCAUAGUCUAUGAGAACACAAAUGGAACAUGCGAUUUGGAAAUAUGGGGCUCAGUCGGCGGAAGAGCGACAGGUCGUUUGGAGAUGCUGUUCCCUGGACUUGCGCCCAUUUACGACUUGGAUUGGAUGGUCACGGCGGAUGCAAGACAUAAUCUUGCUGUGGCAUUCAGAAACACAGUAUCCAUGUAUGCACAGCAGCGCACAGAAACUGUGACCAGCCCUCCGAUCUGGAUGCGUUUUCUCGAUAUCAACAUUCCGUCGUUUAUCAACCACCCGAUCUCGGCUAUUGCCUGGCUCGACAUGGGCACACUAUCGGUCGGCGCUGGAGGCACAAUGCUUUUAUACAGCAAAUGGCUCAGCGAGGACUACAUGACUGUCGCGCCGGGAUUCGAAGACAUUAGUGUUGCACCUACGCUUCAUCAAGCCCUUUCCUCAAUGCAUGGCCCUCUUGUCGACUACCAUCCCAAUCUUUUGGUGGAAUUUUUCCUUUGGGGCAAGUUCGAGGUGGUCCGAAAGAUUCUGUUCAACCUCUAUCAUUAUAUGAGCUAUGUCAAUGACAGCGGAGAUGCAUCAGCGGGUCCUCUGCCGAUCCCACUGGAGGUUAUCCUUAAAACAGACGUGGCCGCAAAGCCCAUGAAAGCGGAACACAGCGACCUAUUCAUGAGCCAUGACGACUACGAAAGUGCGGAUGAAAACAAGUUCCUGGACGACAGGACAGCUCAGGAGAUGAUCGAGUUUUUGACAAGAGUUCCGCUGACAGGCCUUUCGAAGAGUGCUCAACUCUUACUCAGUGCCUUUAUCGAGGGAUUCGAGAAGAUUGACAAGCAGCACGGAUCAAUUGACGACAGCGGUCUCAGGUUCCUCCUCGCAGUGCGACGAUUCAAUUAUCUGUCCUAUAUCUUGCCUCCAAAUCAACGCCCAAGCAUGCUGAGCUAUCGCGACAUCACUUGGGGCUAUCAUAGUGAAUCCCAGGAUCUGCUGCUGGACUUUUGUUCGAACUUGCUUAAAACUCCUAUGAACUGGACAGAAGCGAAAUCUCUUGGAAUUUUCCUAUGGAUGCGCAAGAAAGAAACCAUGAACAAACAAAUGGAGAUCAUUGCAAGAAACCAGUACAUGGGAAAGGAUGAUAAGGAUCCUGUCGCCUGCACACUGUUCUACAUCGCCAUGAGGAAGAAGAAGCUGUUAGUGGGCUUAUGGAGAACGUCUCACGGACAUCCGGAGCAAGGAAAAAUGGUGACGUUCUUAUCGAAUGAUUUCGAGCAGGACAGAUGGAGGACAGCUGCACUGAAGAACGCCUUUGCCCUUCUAGGAAAACAGCGUUUUGCCUAUGCUGCUGCAUUCUUUCUGCUCGCAAACAGACUUCAGGAUGCUGUGAACGUGUGUGUGAAGAAUCUUAAUGACUUUCAGCUUGCAAUCGCCAUCUGUCGCGUCUAUGAACCAGAGGAGAGAGGUCCGGUAUUGAGGCAACUACUCCAAGAUUUGGUGAAGACAACGACAGACCCAUGGCUUCUCAGUUUGUUCUACUCGAUGCUUGGCCAGCCGUUGAACGCAAUCCAAGUGACUCUGCGUGAUGAGCCUAGCAGCGCUGCUCCCGACAGUGCAACAGCACGUUCACAUCGUGAUCCUUCACUAUUGAUUCUAUAUCGUCAUCUCCGCAAAACCACGCCCAAUGCAUCGAUCUACGAGGGUGAUGAAGAGUUUUCGGCGGUGGUUCGUGCAGCAGAAGCGUAUGAGCAUUAUGGAUGUCCGCUGCUCAGCCUGGUGAUUCUCAAGCACUGGGGUUAUGUGAUGCCGGUGGAUUCGUCGAGCAAGAGCACAAAGAAGGUCAAGAACCUGCUGGAAGUCCGCAGGCAGAGCAUACAGAACCUUCCAAGAUCAACAAGCACCUCAUCGUUUAUGGGAGGAUUCAGAUCUGGAGAGACCCAAGCAACCAAUCUCGACACAGGCGUUCUGCAUUUCGACGACUUUGACGCCAACAAGAAACCAGAGAUUGCGCAGAGUCCGUCCAUUGAGAAGGAGCCAUCGAAAUCGAACGGAAUGUCCCUUAUGGGUGGGUUCAAGUCUACUGGGCCACCCCCAGAAUUCGACAGCGGAACCUUCGACUUUUCCAACUUUGGCGAAGGAGCUAAGAAGCCCCCUGGCACUGGAAUGUCGUUGAUGGGCGGAUCCAAACCUGCAACACCAUCAUCUCAAGUUGAUAGCGGCGUGCUGGAUUUUGAGAGCUUCGGUUCAUUUUCGAAGAAGCCGAAUGGCGAUACACCCGAUGCACCAAAAUCAACUGGCAUGACACUCAUGGGCGGCUUCAAGUCUCCAGCGCCGUCUAGUAACAUCGACAGCGGGGCGCUGGAUUUUGAUGCAUUCGAAUCAAUGGGUCAGUCUUCAAAGGCGAACUUGGGCACCCCAGCAAAAGCGAGGGAUAUCUUUGCAGAUUUUGCCCCUCCAGCCGAUGACGGGUUGAACGCAAGAUCUAUUGGUAUGAAUGGGACAAAAGGUGACGAUGAUUCGGAGGGCGCUUCAUCCAAUAACGACCAUAUCCGAGGCACCGAAGAGUUGCUGAACGACUACAUUACUACACUCGUCGUACAGCUUCUGACUCCUAUGGCUUCAGCUCUCCGAACCGUGUCAUUGAAACCGGAGUUACUGGUGACCACAGUUUUCAAGGGAUAUGUCGAGAACAUCAAAUAUGGUUGGGAUAAAUUGUCGGAGCAUGCAAACGUAUCAAGCGUGGUUAUGGAGCAGGCACUCAUCUCCAAGUGUAUCGAGAUCGACACGCUUCCUGUUUGCUUUCAUUGGUUGAAUACGACCAUGAGCACAGGUUCGCCCAUUUCUGCAAUCGUGUCGCAUUAUUCAGAGUCAUGCUAUUCCAUGGUUGGUAUCGUCCUCACUGAGCGGUUGACCGGCUGCAUGAAAUCGCACAUAAAGGAAUAUGCUAGAGGUGUCCUAGUAUCGUCUAGCGAAUGGUUUAACCUGGCCAAGACAGUCAUCAAGACCGAGCUAGCGCUUCCUCGAUGGGAGCAGAUGGUCCUUGCAAGUUAUAUCAUGCUUGUGCUGAUGUCCUUACAGGAGCAGGACUAUGCCGCUUUAGCAGGAAUGCUUUUCCAGUGGAGACGAUUCAGCGGCUUUGUAGUCGGAGAUCGGGGCGGUGCCGUCAAGGUCAUCGCUGAGGUACUAGGGGGCAAACUCUAUUCGCCUUUGGAUGUGAACGCAAUUUCAUUCAGCCAGGAUGGAGAAAAAUCGGAUCGAGAAACGCUGCAAGAAGUUUUGCUGAAUGCGGCCACGACGAAUGCGCUAGUCAUGAGUCUGGAGGGGCUACUACGGGAUCACGGCCAUAGAAUGUCGAAUGAGACACGGAAGUUUAUCACCAGCUCCUUCUUGGACCGACUGACGCGAUCUGCGAUCGAGCAGGAAAAGAAUGUCAUUCAGCUCAUGAAAAAGUCGCCUCUCCAGGAGCACCUGCGAGGAUAUCUCGAUAGCUGGCAAAAGAAAUACUGGGUCCUGCUCAGCGGGCUCGAGAGUGGUGGACAUUUGCUCCCUCAGGUCGCCGCACUCUUGGACUCUCAUCGUCAGUGCCGGGACUCCUCUCCUGUACCGGCCGAGGACUCGACAGUGUUAUUUAAGACCCGUUCAGUGAUCACGUCCUUCUCAUUCAAUCCUGUCGAGCGAUGCAUCGUCGUCAUAUGCUCACGAUCCGAUAUAAUCGAAAUUGACAUUUCGAAGGCUCUGGAUUUCCAACGCACGAUGAAUACCUCUGACGCAAAUCAGAGCGAUAUGGAGUCUGAAAUGGAUCUGGACGAGGAAGAUGUGGAGGUGGACGAGGGUGAUUUCCUGGACGCUCAGGGAAAUGUAAUUGAUCGGUCCGUCAGCACAUCCAAAGCGCCUAGCGUGGUUGCAACCGAGAGUUCAGAAGAAAACAUCAGUCGCGUGGGAAGUCAGGUCAGCUUGCAGAACGUGUUCAAGAAUUUGUUCAACAAAGGACACAGACACGCUGGUUAUGCGUACGACCCCCAUCAUGGCGGUCUAGCCCAUGCUGUCACUGACGCGAACUUGCGUCGAUCACAAGGAUUGCCUCCUCUGAACAUGUCUGGUACUACACCAGGGGCAAAAGGAAAUGAGGUGGACAAUAUCGUUGUGAGGGCGGAUGUCAUCGCGACCUGUUCCGACAGUCAUCCAAGCUUCCCGCUGUACUUGACGGGCCAUAACCCUGUCCUAGAUUACCCUUGCGUGACACUAUGGCAGUUUGGUCAACCAAAGGGGCUCAACAGCUACACAGGAACCACCUCCAAAGUGAUCAGUGUUCACUUUGAUUCCUAUGGCCAAAAGUUUGGCGCGACGGAUGUUAAGGGCGAUAUGCAUCUCUGGAGGUUCGACUCCAACACUGAAGGCUCAAAACCAUUCUUGACCCUGAACUGUCAUGACAAAAUCGCUCGCGACUUUGCGUUCUUGGGGUCGAGCAGUGUUGUGGCUACGACGGGCACAUCAAGCGACGGCAGAAAUCUUGGCAUUUGGGACACGCUCUUGCCAAAGGAGAAGGCACUCACUCAAUCAUACAAAGUCCAUGAUCGCGGUGGGUAUUCGCUUGCAUUUUCGAAGCGACACCAGCUACUUGUCUCUGGGGGACGCAAUGGCGAGAUUUGCAUAUUUGAUAUUCGUCAGCCAAAACUACUGCACACAAUCCAGGCGCACGAGAUGCAUGUUAGAUCGCUCUACAUUGACGAGGCUGGACUGACGCUUUGCUCUGGAUCUGGGGAAGGUGACAUGAAGGUGUGGAACCUGGAGACGUUUGAGCAGCUGUCUUCCUUUGGCAACAUGCAAGCGAGGAACAGAUUCCAGUUCCAGACAUUUGACCGCAUUCCGGUCAAGGCCUAUGGUGUAUCGCAGAUUGUAGCCACCGACGACUAUUACUACACAUGCGGACCGACAGGAUUUUUGCGAGCCAAGCGAAAAGUAAACCACAGCACAUAGACUUGAAUGCAUUCGCAUAGAAAUAAAAACUUUUUGCGGGGAAGAAUUGAUCCAGG